AGUCAAAUUAAUUUUAUUUUCAAUUAGUGUUUGUUUGUUGUUUUCUAGUUUCUUGGGCUUUUCACAUUUUCUCUUUAUGUUUUGCAAAAAUUUUACAAAUUUCGUGUUAACUCAAAAUGUUUAGACUCUUCGCGAUAAACAAUUUCAGUUCGGUGCAAGCGGACGAAGAAAACUUGGUAGUCGUUAGUAUUGGUGAUAACAGCACCCACAACGAUCCUGAUCAGAACACUAGCAACAUCAACAACAACAGUUCUCCACUAGUAAGCAGCAGUUGCAGGAACUACAACAACAACAACACGCUCAUAAAUCUCUUCGAUAAACAUUGCGGCGACGGCGACAGCAACAGCAAGACCAACCGCCAUACAGGUAGCAGCAACAAAACGCACUGCGACAAGCACAACAACAACGCUGUCAAUACAUUUCGUCCGCUGAAGGAGCACCAGACGCACGUCGGACGUGAUAGCGGCAGCCGUGCCACGUGUUGUCAUCUCGAAGCCGGCAACAACAGCGACAAAGUCAAUUGCAUUAGCAUCAGCAGUGAUAACAACAACCACAACAGGAAUAUAAAUAACAGUAGGAAUAUUAACGCCAGCAACAGGAGCAGCAACAGAAGGAAAAUGCGCCGCAAUGUGAAAUUCAUUGUUUUUGUAAGCAUCAUUUGGAUAUUCGUCAUGGUUUACUACUUUCAGUCCAGCACGGAAAAGGUGGAGAACCGCGCGCUACGCUUACGCGAAGUGGCCACCGCAAUGCAGCAGUACCAGGACGAGCCAUUCCCCUCGGCCGCCUCCGCACACGGCGGCAGCAGCAGUCAGAGCUUUGGAGGCGCGGCACAUGACAUCAAUCGGCUGCACCCGCUAGGCGUCGGCAAUAAUGAGGGCACCGCUGAAGAGCCCGGCGGCGGUGUUGGCGGAGGUGGUGGUGGAGGUAAUAUUAUAAUUAUCGGCACUGGACCCGCGUUUCAAUCGCGCAUCGGUGGGCUUGGCCUGCAUGCGUAUGGCGCGGCGGGUGGCGCCGCAGAACUGGACGAGGACACACUGCGGCUAAAUGGCAAUAGUGUGUUCAGUAGUAGUAGCGGUGCAGGCGGCUCGGCUGUGGUGGCCAGCGCCACCGGUGUGCAUGGCUCGCUGACAGCGUCGAAUGGCCGCAGCGCUGGCGACUGGGAGUACUUCGAUGAGGCGGGCUACAUAAAGGGCGGUGCGCUGCGCACCGGCGAGGAUCCCUACAUACGGAAUCGAUUCAACCAGGAGGCCAGCGACGCGCUACCGAGCAAUCGCGAUAUUCCAGAUACCCGAAAUCCAAUGUGUCGCAACAAAAAGUAUCGUGAGGAUCUGCCGGAGACGAGCGUCAUUAUAACAUUCCACAACGAAGCGCGCUCGACGCUGCUCCGCACAAUAGUCAGUGUGCUCAAUCGCAGUCCGGAGCAUUUGAUUCGGGAGAUUAUUCUAGUCGAUGACUUUAGUGACCACCCGGAGGACGGCCUGGAGUUGGCCAAAAUCGACAAGGUGCGCAUAUUACGCAACAAAAAGCGGGAGGGUCUUGUGCGUUCGCGUGUACGUGGCGCGGACGCGGCCGUUGCCGGCGUGCUCACCUUCCUCGACAGUCACGUGGAGUGCAAUGAGAAGUGGCUGGAGCCGCUGCUGGAACGCGUUCGUGAGGACCCGACACGUGUCGUCUGCCCGGUCAUCGAUGUCAUUAGCAUGGACAACUUUCAGUAUAUUGGCGCAUCGGCAGACUUGCGUGGUGGCUUCGAUUGGAAUUUGAUUUUCAAAUGGGAGUACUUGAGUGCGACCGACCGCGCGACGCGGCAAAACGACCCGACCACUGCCAUACGCACGCCCAUGAUUGCAGGCGGGCUCUUCGUCAUCGACAAGGCGUACUUUAACAAGCUCGGCAAGUACGAUAUGAAAAUGGAUGUGUGGGGCGGCGAGAACCUCGAGAUUUCCUUCCGCGUGUGGCAGUGUGGCGGCAGCUUGGAGAUAAUACCCUGCAGUCGAGUGGGACACGUAUUCCGCAAACGACAUCCGUACACCUUCCCUGGUGGAAGUGGCAAUGUGUUCGCGCGGAACACAAGACGCGCCGCUGAAGUCUGGAUGGACGAUUACAAGCAGUACUAUUACGCUGCAGUUCCGCUGGCUAAGAACAUCGCUUAUGGCAACAUCGAGGACCGGUUGGCGCUGAAGGAAAAACUGCAGUGUAAACCAUUCAAGUGGUAUCUGGAGAAUGUCUAUCCUGACCUGCAAGUGCCGGAGUCAUUUGAAUUCGGUCAGUUCAAGCAAGGACCCACCGACUGCUUGGACACUAUGGGCAAUUUGGUGGAUGGCACAGUGGGCCUCUUCCAGUGCCACAAUACUGGCGGUAACCAGGAGUGGGCCUACACGAAGCAGGGCCAAAUCAAGCACGACGAUCUCUGUCUGACGCUCGUGCAGUUCGCACGCGGCUCCGAGGUGGUGAUGAAGGAGUGUGAUAGCUCCGAGAAUCAGCGCUGGACCCUACGCGAAGGCGGCUUCUUACGGCACAAUAAGCUUAACGUUUGUCUGGACUCACGUGAUCAGCAAGAGCAUGGUGUGACCGCACAGCGUUGCAACUCGGCGUUGGAGACGCAGCGCUGGAAGUUCGUGGCGAACGGCAAGUAUGCGUGAGAUGAGGCUGCGACAGUCUCAGCGAGGAUGACGAUGAUGACGUUAACGGCGACUUCAGAAACGGAAACGGAAGCGGAAAGUGAGGUGGAAGCAGACGCAUGAAAUUUGUCGAUGAAAGACUAAACGGGGAUCUCACUCUUUACACGACUACCUACUCACAUAUAUAUAUGAAUAAACACAACCACACCCAACACUACUGCAGAAAAUAUUGCCACAACAAUAACUGCUGCCACCAAUUAAAGCAAAAGAUGGAGUACUGACGCAGAGCGAUUAGCCAACUCGCCACAAACACAUACACUCUCACACUGAACACCACGACAAGGCCAAACGAAAGGACAUUGCGUAAUCAAACGGACAGUCGGCUACCAAUUAAAUAGAGCUUGCAGGCUUGCCAAGGCACGGAGGAAGGAUAAUUGCUCACGAGGGUAAUGAUCAUUUGAUGACGACACAAGUAAUGAAGAAUAAUAAGGGGUACAAUUAAGCAUAAACGAGUAAACAAGGACAAGCGUAAUAUUAAAAAAAUUAAUGGAUCGUUGGUCCAGAAACAAGCAGCAUAAAAAGCAAAUGCGGAAGGCAGAGAGACAUGACAACGGCUACAGCCGUCAACUGACACACAUAUUGUAUGAAGAUGAACAUUUGUGAGUUGAAUUUACACGCUUAUUCGUAGCAACAAGCGGUGGGACAGUGCGGUGAGGUCUCGCAUCACGACGAACUGGCAGCCGUCAGCUGGCUUUUCUGGUUUAUCUAUGAAGCAUAAAUUCACGAGGCAGUCACGCUGUUGCAUGCAACAUGGACGAGAGCAAGUAAUUUUGACGAAGUGCAGUACUUUAGAGUUGUUGAGGUGGAAUUAAAUAUUUAGACUGAUUUUUUUACGUUUCUUAACUAUAAACUUUCCUUCAUGAAUUUACACUGCGCACUUUUUGCAUUCCAAAUGGCAAGCAAUAAAUUUGCGAUUGUCACACAUCCGCCCUACUACGCGUAAAAUCACAUUACACAUACUCACACAUGCACAUAAGUUUAAAAAUGCCGCGCCAUCACACAUCCUCACAAAUUAAGAAAGAUACAACUGAAAAACGCCCUGCCUUUUGGAAAGCGAAAAGCCCUUUGCUGUUGAAAUGCAAACUGCUUUCUCAAAUGCCGAAUUCUCCUCACACUUGUUGUCAUUGUUGUUGCACUGUAACACUCUUUCGUCCACCUGCCACUUGCUUCCUUGCUGGCAAAUGCGCCCUUCCAAUUCCUCAACGUCAAUUAGCCAAAUUGAUACAUCGUUUGGGUUCCUCAGAAAAUUGUUGUUCAAAAUGUUAUUGUUUUUUUUUUUAACUCACACACACACACCAGCUCUCGAAUCAUCCCAUCAUAUACAAAACAACAGCAAAGAAUAAAUAGAAAUAAAAUGAUAGAAAAAACGUUACCAAAAGUUAAAAGUAAAAGUGUUGAAGAGAAACAAAGAUUUGUCACUAGAUAAGCAACAACUAAUUGCAGAUUAUAUUUGAGAAUGUAUUGUAAAUAAAGCAUAAUUAUUUUAAAUAAAUGUUAUUUAUAUUGAGAAAUGAAAAAUGAAAAAUGAAAACUAUUGAAUAAAUGAAAAUGCGAGCUGUUUAGUUAUGAAAUACGAUUUUAAGUAAUUAAGACUUAGUUAAUAUUAAAAAAUUAUUGAAAACUAUAAAAAUAAAUGAAAACGUAAAUGAAAUCUG
This is a messenger RNA of Bactrocera dorsalis (oriental fruit fly), 4333 nucleotides long. It is a transcript of the gene Pgant2, whose product is annotated as polypeptide N-acetylgalactosaminyltransferase 2. The coding region runs from base 117 to 2639 and encodes 840 amino acids. Lineage: Eukaryota; Metazoa; Arthropoda; Insecta; Diptera; Tephritidae. Gene Ontology annotation, cellular component: Golgi apparatus. The transcript is spliced from 8 exons. The record is from RefSeq and is a predicted model, not a curated record.